UCAGCCCGUGAGCGUGUGUUCGCCCUCACGGAGUGUGAACAGCAGAAGAAGCCGGACGGCGUGCUAUUUCCCCCCUCCAUUUAAAGUUUGACAAGAGGGCAGGGACAUGGGCGAACGAUUUGUGGUGGUCCCGGUUGACAGAGGAGUCGGGGUCGCCGGCGUGGGGGAGCCCUCGGACGCGGUCGUCGCUGACCCGGCGUCGGACUCUGGCGACGGCAGUGGCACGGUGGAGGAAAAAGAGGCGGGGGAGGACUCCGUGUUCGAGCCGCAAGAGGACCCCAACGCUGUGGUGCCUAUCCUGAAGUACAACAGGGAGCCCAACAAGUAUGCCCCGCUCCUCAGAAUGGAGCAGAGGGGAAGCACUCGACGGAAGGGUGAUGGCGUCCCGAAGGAAAACAGUCCCUUCAUCAACAACACAGACAACGACAAAGGCAACAACAUGGCUCUUUUUGAGGAUGAGAUCGAAAUCAACCCCAUGGUGUCGUCCCUCCUCAACAAGCUUGCAAACUACACCAACCUCACCCAGGGGGCCCAGGAGCACGAGGAGGCUGAUAAUGAUGAGGGGCCCAAGAAGAAAGAAGUCAAGAGCCCUCAGAUGGGGACCUUCAUGGGCGUCUACCUCCCGUGCCUCCAAAACAUUCUGGGGGUCAUCCUAUUUCUGCGACUCACCUGGAUUGUCGGCACUGCCGGCAUCUUGGAGUCCCUGGCUAUCGUCGGCUUGUGCUGCUCGUGUACCAUGCUGACGGCCAUAUCCAUGAGUGCAAUCGCUACCAAUGGUGUUGUGCCAGCUGGAGGCUCCUACUACAUGAUUUCAAGAUCUCUGGGCCCAGAGUUCGGCGGUGCGGUCGGUCUCUGUUUCUACCUGGGCACGACCUUCGCCGGCUCCAUGUACAUCCUUGGUACUAUAGAGAUCCUGCUGACCUACAUUGUGCCUAAAGCAGCCAUCUUUGUGGCAGAGAAAAAGGAGGACGAGGUGAAUGCCCUGCUGAACAACAUGCGCGUUUACGGCACAUGCUGCCUAGCGCUGAUGUCCGUGGUCGUCUUCGUCGGGGUGAAGUAUGUCAACAAGCUCGCGCUGGUCUUCCUGGCCUGUGUCAUUCUCUCCAUCCUUGCCAUCUAUGCCGGAGUCAUCAAGACCAUCUUUGAGCCCCCAGACUUCCCUGUUUGCAUGUUGGGGAAUCGCACUCUGCAGAACCAAAACUUUGACAGUUGUCUUAAGACGGAGAUCAUUGACAACGUGACGGUCACUACCCAGCUGUGGAAGCUGUUCUGCGACGGUCCUGAGCUCAACGCCACCUGCAACGACUACUUUCUCCUCAACAAUGUGACUGAGGUGCAGGGCAUCCCUGGGCUGAGGAGCAGAGUCAUUUCAGAAAACAUGUGGUCAGUGUACGGCCCUCUGGGUAAGUUGGUAGAUGACACAAAGCUGGAUUCAGUGGAUGGAGGUGACUCUGCCCAAGACAAGUACUUGCCCUACGUCGUCAACGAUAUCACCACCUUCUUCACGCUGAUGGUCGGCAUCUACUUCCCGUCUGUCACCGGUAUCAUGGCUGGUUCAAACCGGUCAGGUGACUUGCGGGAUGCCCAGAAGUCCAUCCCCAUCGGGACCAUCUUGGCCAUCGCCACAACCUCCUUCAUCUACGUCACCUGCGUGGUUCUGUUCGGUGCCUGUAUUGAGGGAGUUCUGCUUCGAGACAAAUUUGGUGACGCAGUGAAGGGGAACCUUGUGAUAGGCACACUAUCAUGGCCCUCACCCUGGGUUAUUGUGAUUGGCUCGAUCUUCUCCUGCUGUGGGGCGGGGCUACAAAGUUUGACCGGUGCCCCCCGCCUGCUGCAGGCCAUCGCACGAGACGGCAUUGUACCGUUCCUGCAGGUGUUCGGUCAUGGGAAAGCUAACGGAGAACCCACCUGGGCUCUGCUGUUGACCGCUGGGAUCUGUGAGAUCGGUAUCCUCAUCGCCUCCCUGGACGCCGUGGCUCCAAUCCUCUCCAUGUUUUUCCUCAUGUGCUACUUGUUUGUCAACCUGGCCUGUGCGCUUCAGACCCUGCUGCGGACGCCCAACUGGAGGCCACGCUUCAAAUACUACCACUGGGCUCUGUCCUUCCUGGGAAUGAGCUUGUGUCUUGCUCUCAUGUUCAUCUGCUCCUGGUAUUAUGCUAUUGUGGCCAUGGCCAUCGCUACCUGCAUCUACAAAUACAUUGAAUACAGAGGGGCAGAAAAGGAGUGGGGAGAUGGCAUCCGUGGCCUGUCGCUCAAUGCAGCACGCUACGCCCUCAUUCGCCUCGAGGAGGCUCCACCGCACACUAAAAACUGGAGGCCUCAGUUGCUGGUGCUCCUGAAUCUUGACUCGGAUCAAGGAGUGAAACACCCCCGCCUGCUGUCCCUCACCACUCAGCUGAAGGCAGGCAAAGGCCUCACCAUAGUGGGGAAUGUUUUAGAGGGGACCUAUCUCACCAAAGAUGCAGAGGCCAGGAAGGCUGAGCAGAACAUCAAGUCCGCCAUGUCAGAAGAGCGAACAAAGGGUUUCUGCCACGUCGUGGUGUCGUCAAACCUCCGAGACGGAGUCUCCCACCUCAUCCAGUCUGCAGGGCUGGGAGGCAUGAAGCACAACACGGUCCUCAUGGCCUGGCCCGGCACCUGGAGGCAGGCCAACGACCCGCAGUCGUGGAAGAACUUCAUAGAGACGGUGCGGGAGUCCACAGCAGCUAACCAUGCCUUGCUCGUGGCUAAGAAUGUGGACAGCUUCCCCGCCAACUUGGACCGCUUGGGGGAGGGCACCAUAGACGUGUGGUGGGUGGUUCACGAUGGAGGCAUGCUGAUGCUGCUGCCCUUCCUGCUGCGACAGCACAAGGUGUGGAGGAAGUGUAAGAUGCGCAUCUUCACUGUGGCCCAGAUGGACGACAACAGCAUCCAAAUGAAGAAGGAUCUCCAGAUGUUCCUUUACCACCUGCGACUGAAUGCAGAAGUGGAAGUGGUGGAGAUGCAUGAUAACGACAUCUCGGCCUUCACCUAUGAGAAGACCCUGGUGAUGGAGCAAAGGUCUCAGAUGCUGAAACAGAUGCAGCUCUCCAGGACUGAGAGGGAGAGAGAGAUUCAGAGUAUCACUGACGAGUCGCGUAACUCGAUCCGGAGGAAGAACCAGGGCGCCGCCCCGAGCACGACCCGCAGCCGGCCGUCCUCCACGGCGGAGGACACUCAGGAGGACGAGGCCCAGCUCAUCCACGACAGAAACACAGCGUCUCAUGCCACAAUAAACGACAAGGCCGAGGCCGGGCCCGACCGGGUGCACAUGACCUGGACCAAGGACAAGCUCUUCAUGGAGCGGAACCGCAACCGCGAGUGCAAUGCCAACGUGGCCGUGCGCGACCUGUUCAACAUGAAACCAGAGUGGGAGAGUCUGAACCAGUCAAAUGUCCGCCGGAUGCACACAGCUGUCAAGAUGAACGAGGUGGUGGUCAACAAGUCGCAGGGAGCUCAACUAGUUCUGCUGAACAUGCCCGGACCGCCCAGGAACAGAGGAGGAGACGAGAACUACAUGGAGUUCCUGGAGGUUCUCCUCGAGGGUUUGAACCGGGUCCUCAUGGUUCGAGGCGGUGGCCGCGAAGUCAUCACCAUCUACUCUUAAAUAAUAAAAAAAACACAAAAAAAACUCACGCCCAACCUUGCACACAUGGGCUGUUGCCAUGGUUACUGGUCACUGGGCAUUUUUGUGGAGGAAACCUAAUUUUUGUUUUUUAUGAAGGGGCGGGGGGUUGUUGGAAGCCAGGACCACUCGUGUUUGAAGGAAUCCAUGAUGAAGGACUGGUUGAGUGUGUGUGUCCACGCUGGGCUGUAGAACCCCCACUCCCCCGCACGUGGAAAAUAGAGCAUAGAGACACUUUAACAUUGUUCAUUUAACGCUUGUUCAACUUGUUAUGUUGCGUUACAUUUUGAUAUUCGGUCCCGACGUUCACCGAAUAAAGAUAAGCAAGGGAGGGAACGUGAGUGUGCUGUUAUGACGGGAGGUGGACAAGUUCCAGAGAGGUUUUGUAGAACAAGGGUGUAGUUCAGAGGUCGUCCCUUCAGCAGCAUUUGUUGUCGUAGUGUCCUGAGGCCGUUGGCCUUGUCAGUGAUUUAGUGAAGCACCGGCUAGGGAGGACGUGCACCACAUGUUGGAUCAACUUCUGCUUCAGAUAUGUGGUCCUGCAACUUGUUCAACAUUUCGGACCCUCGGAGAACACAAUUGUUUUAAUAGGGAAAACAGCCAUAGCAAAUACUCUCUGACCUUUUGUCAGCGUUCUAGAAUGACAUUAAAUGCACAUGUAUACAUAUUUAUGGUGACUGAAGUAGAGCUCAGUUGGGAGAUUUUCUUUUUAAAUCCCAGGGCUGUUUGACAGCGUGCUUAAUGAAACCGCAGAUUGGCUCACGUUAAAUCUGCCCUCACAAUUGUCGGCAUUUAGCAAAGUGUAAAACAUAAAAGCACAAACUGACUCAUCUUAUAUAUCGCCGUAGUAACCGCACCGUUGACUUUGCACUACGCAUUCCACAGCACUUAAUUAAUUGCAUACUCUGUCUGGUUCUGUCGCCCACGGUGACGCCUUCUACCGGUCAACACGACACUCUUCUUCCAUAACACGAGAUAAAUACUGAUGAAUGAGCUCAAAGGAAAAGGAUGCUUCCGUACUGUUUAAUACUCAUUGUUGUUUUUAUAAUAAUUUACCAAACCAAACUCUCCAGGCUUUGAGUCCCAAGCGGGGUAGAUUCAUUGUAACGAUCAUGUGUAGGAGAAAAAGUGCCAAAAUGAAGAAACUGUGGAAGUAUCACUGAUGCACAGUGGGACGGCCACAGCUGUUUUUUACAUUGACCAUCUUAAAAACGAAAAAAAUGUAAAGCACUAUAAUUGUAUUUUUUUUUUUUUAUGAUACCUCUACCCCUUGCUAGAAUUAUUUUUAAAAGUUAGCUAAUUAAUAAUCGAGCAAAUGCAACCGGUAAAUGUCACACCCUCUUGCACUUCCACAGUUUCUUUUUUCAAAUUAGCUGCAGUAAAAGCAGAAAGCCGUGUUCUCCUGCACGUCUUCGAGGGGGGAAUCAAGAACUUCUGGUCGUCAGUUCGGCAAUAACCAUGUUUUUGUUGUGUUUUGUUCCUUUUGUUGAUGUGCGCCUGUGUAACUAUUUAGUUCUCCAGUAGUGUUUGUUACGUUAUAAUUCAUCUAUUGUUACUUUAAGUGUUCAUUAUCAUCUUAUUCCUUUGGAAGGGGGCAUAGAGAGUGUGUGAGGAUGUUGGCGGAUGUCGAGUUUUAUGUGUUUUGUUUCCGACCCGUCACACGCAGUGUAGCACACAGGACUGACCCCUCGCCCCCUGCCAAAGCUUUAAAACUCUCAGUAAAGCUUGCAAUUGUCUAGUUUUUAAGAAGUUUGAAACAUUGGAAAUCGUAAAGAUAAAUUUAAUCUGGUUCCUGAGCUGAACAGCAGCAGCUGUGCGUAAAGGGAACAUGAAGCACACGAAAACCUAAACAGACCAUGCUAAAACAAUAUAUCAAGUUUUUGAAGAAGGUGAAGAUGAUUUUCAGCAGUUUGUGUGUUUCACAGCUUUGUUUGAGGUGACUGGAGAAUGUUAUCUACCUCAAGGUGUCACUGAGGCUGAAGAAAUAAUAAAGAAAAAGGAACGUG
Cyclopterus lumpus (lumpfish) is the source of this 5649-nucleotide messenger RNA. It is a transcript of the gene slc12a7b, whose product is annotated as solute carrier family 12 member 7b. Lineage: Eukaryota; Metazoa; Chordata; Actinopteri; Perciformes; Cyclopteridae. Gene Ontology annotation, cellular component: membrane. Gene Ontology annotation, molecular function: potassium:chloride symporter activity. The transcript has 27 exons. The coding region runs from base 107 to 3625 and encodes 1172 amino acids. The record is from RefSeq and is a predicted model, not a curated record. Gene Ontology annotation, biological process: potassium ion import across plasma membrane; chemical synaptic transmission; potassium ion homeostasis.